Molecule: messenger RNA, 1340 nt
Organism: Kockovaella imperatae
Lineage: Eukaryota; Fungi; Basidiomycota; Tremellomycetes; Tremellales; Cuniculitremaceae
Product: glycoside hydrolase
Exons: 7
Coding region: 113-1216 (367 amino acids)
Molecular function (GO): glucan endo-1,3-alpha-glucosidase activity
Source: RefSeq, a predicted model, not a curated record
CGGAAGCGAAGCCUGGCAAUAUGAACAAGCGCAUCUUGCUUACUCGUGUCUGGCUGCGAGAGGUCCCUCCAAAAGCACUGGAAGACCAUUCAAAGCCUUCUUGUCUCUCGACAUGAAUGUCUUGUCUUCAGGGACUGAGAAGCACGGGAUGGAUCUCUUGGAAGCAGUGUACGAAAUGAUGAUACAAGAUGGAUAUCUGAGAUGGAGAGGUGGUCCAGUAUUAAGCACGUUUGGAGGACACGAAGCCAGGUUCGGUGAUUGGGGCUGGCCGGGGUUCAUAGAGAGGCUGAAUGAGAGAUUGGACGGAAAGAUCAUGUUCAUCCCUGCCUUCUUCAUGCCUCCGAAGGAUUUCCUCACUCUUCCCUAUGUGGAUGGUGCAUUCAACUGGAACAGUGCAUGGCCACAAGGAGACCAUUCUGCCAAUGUAGUGGAAGACGAGGCUUUUUGCGAGGACCCCAUCUCCUUCCAGGUCAAACCUUACAUGGCAGCUGUAUCUCCGCUCUUCUUUACUCAUUAUGGGUCGUCGGGUGAAUGGGCUUUCAACAAGAACUUCAUCUACCGCUCGGAUGACCUCUUGUACCCAUGGCGGUGGCACGCUCUGCUCUCGCUACCACCGAACAAAUCGCCCAACAUCAUCCAAAUCAUCUCCUGGAACGAUCACGGCGAGUCUCAUGCCAUCGCGCCCGUGAGGCAUAAUCAGCCAGGUUCAGAAGAAUGGACAAAGGAUAUGCCUCAUGAGGCUUUUCGAGAGAUGACCAGGUACUUUGUUCGCCGUUGGCGGGAUGGCUUGGGAGAAGUGGAAGAAUUCGCACCGCAGAGUAAGGGAGACCUGGAGAGCACAGUCAAAGUCUGGGGCUGGUGGCGGUGUCAUUCGAAAGAUCUUAAGGCAAGCGAUGAUCCAGUUGGGGAACCAGUUCAUGCAGACUGGGCCCGAGAUUUACUCAACUUUCUGAUCGUCGUGCCUGAGACCUCAUCCCCUUUCCACAUGGUCGUACAUAAUGGCCCAAACCCUCAACCUCAUCAUCUCGAGUCGGGAAAGGCAAACCUCAUCACAAUUCCCUUCGUUCCUGGUCUUGUGGGCUUUGAGGUGAUGGAAGGAUCCACAGAUGUGAUCAUCUCGGCAUCAGGCAAAGAGAUAGCGGAUCAGAUCCAGAAGUAUAAUUUCAACAUGUGGGGCGGGUCGUGGGAGGUAAAAGUCGGUGUAAGACCAUCUUGAUGUAUGAAGUGAUAUGUGGUCAACGUGAGUCUGACCGACCUGGUUCUGUCAGACCGCUUCUAAGGAAUGGAGCGCGACGCCGCCCAAAGUUGUUCGGAUCCGAAUUUCCCGCUGGCACAUGUGA